AUGCUGCGCGUAACCCUCGGCCAGUACGCGAGCAAGGUAACGGCCGGUAAUGCCAAGAAUCAGGCCGGAUCGCCGCGGCAGAAGGCCAAAAUCUUUCACGUCGUCCCUGGCACCCCUGUCACGCCGGUGGAGAAGCUGAAGGAGCAGCGCCGCCGCUUUGGCCAGGACCGGUACUCGCGGCAACCCGAGUACCGGCCAGGGCGCAACGUCCGCAUGGACCCCAACACCUUCACCCUAUAUGCGACGACGAAGGGUGUCAUGACGAUCCGCACCUCGCGCAUCAACCCUUCGUACAAGUGGCUCGACGUGGAGCCGGACAUUCAGAAGAUGUACCGCAGUCGAUGCAUGCGUGCCGCCCUCCAGGCCCGUGGAAAGGCCUCCAUGAUGGUGGAGAGCAACGUGUACUACCGUGCUGAACUAGAUCACGUGACGGAGCCGCACUGGCGCGAGCGAGUGAUGAGGGUGCCGAAGGCAACAGAGCGCUUCCAGGACCCCAACUGCUUUACUCGUGGACUGGUGCCCUCCCUGCGCCCGCUUAGCCGCUACUCGUACGAGUGA
This is a messenger RNA of Leishmania mexicana MHOM/GT/2001/U1103, 558 nucleotides long. RefSeq lists its product as hypothetical. Lineage: Eukaryota; Euglenozoa; Kinetoplastea; Trypanosomatida; Trypanosomatidae. The transcript has a single exon. Bases 1 to 558 code for a protein of 185 amino acids. The record is from RefSeq and is a predicted model, not a curated record.